Actinia tenebrosa (Australian red waratah sea anemone) is the source of this 1689-nucleotide messenger RNA. RefSeq lists its product as uncharacterized. The record is from RefSeq and is a predicted model, not a curated record. Lineage: Eukaryota; Metazoa; Cnidaria; Anthozoa; Actiniaria; Actiniidae.
CCUAUUAGCGAAACUUCAAGGACCUUUCGUUUGCUUAUCAAAUAUUCAUUUGGUUUGUACCGUAUCUAUCAGUGCAUAUUUGAACAAAGGUUACAUUUGAAGUAGCAGCGUAAAGCAGCCAUACAUCCAAGAAAGGAAAUCAGCUCUGUAUUUUCGUAUAAGAAACCCUAAAAAGCAAAAUUUUAAGGCUGUGUGCCGUUAGAAACCGACGUCACUGAUGGAAGCUAGCAUGGAGCAUAUCAGGUUUUUCGAGGAGCAGGCGAACAAGAAUGAGAAUUCCUCCAGAAAUGGACCCCCCACGAAUAAUUUUAGUGAUGGACAGCAGAAUGGAGUGAUGGAGAAGCCGAAACUUAAGAAGAUCACAAGAGAUAUGCCAAAGUGGCAAAGAGAUAAGAUACUGAAGGAGAACGAAAGAAUCAAGGAACAAAUAAAGAAAAUCGAAGAAAAAGAAAAAGAAGAGCAAAAUAAAUGGGUUGGGCUUCCGCCGUGGAAAGUAAAAAUUCUCAAGGAAAAAGAAGCCCUGCAGAAGCAAAAAGAAGAAGAAGAACGGCAAAUGCGAUUGAGGCAAGAAAAAGAAAAACAAGAAUGGGAAUCCCUCCCGCCUUGGAAAAAAAACCUCUUAGCAAUGAAAGGUGUUGCUCGUUUUACAAAGAAAAUCGAAGAAAGUCAGUCGACAGCUAACCAUGUUAUAAGUGCAGCUGACUCGGCCGAAGACAGGGAUUCGGAAAACAGUUCCGAUAUUCCGGAAGACUAUGGAGACAAUCCAGAGGAUAGCAUUGGAGAAGAUGACAUCGAGCAAGAGCAGGUUGAGAAUGGCUUGGAAGAAGAGGGAAAGGCUGCUGGAGAUGAAGAACAAGAGGAACAAGUGAAAGACGAUAACCAAGAGAACGGCCUUGAAAACUGCCACGAAGAAAGCCACAAGGACAAAGAUGCUGAAGAAGCUGAAGAAGAAGUCAAAGAAGAACACAAAGAAGAGGCUGAAGAAGACGGUAAAGAAGACGUUGAAAAAGACGUCGAAGAAAAGCCUGAAAAAGAAGAAUCCGAAGAAGUUGCUGAAGAAAACGUUGAAGAAAUGGCUGAAGAAGAAGUGAAACUGAUAGAGGUGGACUCUCCUACAGAGUGAUAUUUCAAGUAAUAAUUCGUAUAGUUCACUAAAUCCAAAAUAAAGUAUAUAAACUUUCCGGUUCAUGAACUUUUGGUGGUGUAUAAAGUUUAGAUACAAUUGGAUGCACGUUUAUUUAAUCAGUAGUUUAGUCAGACGCGACGCCAAAAUAAAAGAUAUGGAUUAUAAUAUUUUAAUAUGGCAAUAGAUAGCUCCCAAGUAGAUCAACUUUAUUGGCUUUUUUUACUUGAUUUUAUUCAAUAGUUAUAUCUUUUGUAAGUUUAUAAACGCCACAAAUUCUUAUUCCCGCUUUUUUAAAGCCAUUUCAGUGAAAUGUUUCCUAAGCUUUCAUGUUCAAAUAGCGAAAAAACGUAAUUGCUUUUUUUAUAGCUUUUAGUAAACGAUUUUUUGUAUUAAAAAUAUUUGCAAUUCUUGCGUUAGUGUUUCAGUCAUAUAGCGCACUUGUAUUAGCACAAUCAAUCAGUAUAUGCAAGAGAAAGAUUAGUUCAUAUUCUCUUGGUAUAUGUAAUGAUUUCAGUUUUUGGGGAAAAAUAACGUACCUUGAAAUAAAAGUAGCAUAAUAAAAA